This is a messenger RNA of Microthlaspi erraticum, 1479 nucleotides long. NCBI's taxonomy places the organism in Eukaryota, Viridiplantae, Streptophyta, Magnoliopsida, Brassicales, Brassicaceae. The record is from the annotation of a GenBank genome assembly.
AUGAACGAGGUUCAGACAUCUCCCACCAUUCUCUCCACCAUGGAUCCCCCAGUUGCAACGGCGAGAGAAUGGAGGGACAUCAAAGAUGAAGAAGACGAGGAGGAGGACGUUUGCAGGAUCUGCAGAAAUCCAGGAGAUGCUGACAAUCCGCUUCGGUAUCCGUGCGCCUGCAGCGGGAGCAUCAAGUUUGUGCACCAGAAUUGCCUCUUUCAGUGGCUCACUUACAGCAGCAACGCUCGUCAAUGCGAGGUUUCGCUUCUCUUCCUCUUGAUUAUUUCGGUUUGCAAGCAUCCCUUUUCGUUAUCUCCAGUGUAUGCUGAAAAUGCUCCCGCAAGGCUCCCUCUCCAUGAGUUUGUAGUUGGCGUUGCGAUCAAAGCUCGCCGUUCCCGGACUUUGCACUUCUCUCUGCGGUUGAGUUUUGCGCUAUCUGUCUGGCUUCCCGCUAUCCCUUUCAUCACAUUUUGGAUAUGGCGGUUAGCUUUUGUGCGGAGUUUUGGUGAAGCUCAGAGAUUGUUCUUAAGGCACAUCUCAACCACAGCUAUUCUCACCGAUUGUUUUCACGGGGUCUUACUCUCGGCCUGUCUUAUCUGCAUUUUCAUGGGAGCCACUUCAUUGUUGGAUCACUUUACGGAUUUGCUAGAGUUGGGAAGACAAGAAGAGAGAGAAGAUGAAGAGGAGAGAAAUGGUGUUCCUGCUGCGAGAAGACCUGCUGCAGAGGGGAAUGGCGGAGAUGGUGGAGAUCAGGGUGCGGCUGUUGGUGGCUUGGACGACGCUAAUGGUGCAGAUGACAUAGAUGACAUUCCAUUUUACGAGCUGGUUGGGAUGCAGGGUCCGGUGUUUCGUUUAAUUGAGAAUGCAUUUACUAUUCUAGCAAGCAAUGUGUUAUUCAUUGGUGCUGUCAUCUUUGUGCCCUUCACAUUAGGACGGUUUACACUGUAUCACAUGUCGUGGCUUUUUGUUGCUGCUAGAGGCUCUGCCGUGACCGCAUCAAUGCAUUUGAUAGAUACUGGACUAUCAUUGGGAAAUAUAGCUCUGAAGAGUGCGUUGACUUCUGUCUCAAAUUUGACCAACGAGGGCCAAGGAAAUGGACUGAUUGGUCAGCUCACAGAAAUGAUGAAAGUCAGUGGAAGUGAAUUGUAUGGAGUAAACAAAACUCUAUCUGUUGCUGCUGAUCUCAUGAAAGGUUCUGUUGCCGGAUCAUCAACGCUAUCUGAUGUGACAGCUCUGACUGUAGGGUACAUGUUUAUAGUCUUUCUGGUGUUCCUUUACCUCGGGAUCAUUGCGCUGAUUCGUUAUGCCAAGGGUGAGCCAGUGACCUUUGGGAGACUUUGUGGUAUCGCUCCUAAAGUAGAAACUGUACUCGUUAGACACUUGUUAGCAGCAAUGAGGAUUGGACUCAGAGGUUUCUUUUUUUGUGGUCGUCGUGAUUGGGGUCUACCCCCUGAUGUGUGGCUGGUGGCUAGAUGUUUGCACUGUUAA